Molecule: messenger RNA, 2271 nt
Organism: Acromyrmex echinatior (Panamanian leafcutter ant)
Lineage: Eukaryota; Metazoa; Arthropoda; Insecta; Hymenoptera; Formicidae
Product: dipeptidase 1
Biological process (GO): proteolysis
Molecular function (GO): metallodipeptidase activity
Source: RefSeq, a predicted model, not a curated record
UGCGAGCUUUCUAGCAGCAGCCAGUCGCCGGCUGCCGGGCCACGACCUCACAUCAACCCGGCUGCUCGUUCGGUUAGUUCGAUACUGCGCGAGAGAGCUUUCACAGCCACGUUUCUGCUAAUCUCUUGAGUACGCAUCUGAGCUUUUAAUAGACUACAUCUUCUGCUGCAAUCUUCAUCUACCCAUAAAAAUGUUACGAAAAGGGACAAGCUCCGCGAAGUUCCAAAAAGACUAUGUUAAAAUUCUUAAUCGUCCGCAAUCUUCCUUGUACAGAGUGUCCAAUUAUUGUAAGCUUUUACUGUCAUACUCGUUACAUUAACCGUGAAAUUGUUCGAUUGACCUGUUUUGACUUUCUCUUUAUAUUAUUUGCAACAAGUAUAUUACGCGAGGUGUCAAGUGAAAAUUUCCGUAGUGCGCGGACUUGGUCGGAAAACAGAUACAAGUUUUAAGCGCGGAAUUUGGACGUGUAAGAAUUUGUGUCAGAGAUUGUGGUAUCGAGGAUUGAAGGUCGAGGUCGAGGGUGUGAGAAUUACAUCGUGUGAAGCAAGUGACGCCCAUCAGUUGUUUUUCCGAAGAACAGCGGAGUAUGGCGGAUGGGUGACAGACGCGGAUCCACUGUAGGCUGAAGGUGUUUUUCAGCGUCGGUGGGACCAUGUGAGGCUUCGACCAUGAGGAGUGGCGGCCAGAGUGGUGUAUGGAUAGUAAGCGUGAUUAUACUGUCGAUUGGCACCUGGGUGGGCAGAGUCGGGCCACGUCCAGCAGAUGGAGAGCUCGCGCUUCUGACAUCGCCACGUGAGCGAUUGGAAACCGUUCGACAGGUUCUUUCUGAGGUGCCUUUGAUCGACGGCCACAAUGACUUACCGUGGAACAUCCGCAAUUUCCUUCACAACCAGUUGGCGGAGUUCGAUUUCGACAGGGAUCUACGUCAAGUCGCGCCUUGGAGCAAAAGCGCUUGGAGUCAGACCGAUCUGGUCAGAUUGCGACAAGGCAUGGUCGGCGGUCAGUUUUGGGCUGCUUACGUACCGUGUGAAUCUCAACAUCUUAACGCGGUUCAGUUGACUCUGGAACAGGUGGACCUCAUUAAGAGGCUCAUAGAAAAAUAUUCCCAGCAUUUGCAGUUCGCUGCAUCGUCGAGGGAGAUUUUGGAGGCUCACGGGAGAGGCAGAAUAGCUUCUCUGAUUGGAGUGGAGGGUGGGCAUAGUCUAGGAAGUAGUUUAGCCGUUUUAAGAACACUUUACCAGCUGGGUGUACGGUACCUUACACUAACACACACUUGCAACACUCCAUGGGCGAAAAGUUCGUCGGUGGAAGACGACGAUGAAGAUGGCGGGGGCCUGACAGCAUUCGCUGGCUUGAAAUUCCCGGUGCGACGGUGCGAGGCACGUUCAAAUAGCGCAACUAUAGAAUUACUCGCUCCAUUCUCACAUGCUUGUUUCCAGGCUGAUAACGGCGGACUAGUGAUGGUCACGUUUUACAAUUAUUUUGUAAAAUGCGGACCUCAAGCCAGCGUUUCGGAUGUGGCCGAACACAUCUACUAUAUUAGAAAUCUGAUUGGUGUGGACUAUAUCGGAGUCGGCGGAGAUUUCGACGGCAUCAACAAAACUCCUCGUGGUCUGGAAGAUGUUUCGAAGUAUCCCGAACUAUUCGCCGAACUUCUCCGGAGUGGCAAGUGGGACGUGCUCGAGCUAAAGAAAGUCGCCGGCUUGAAUUUACUGCGAGUCCUCACACAGGUAGAGCGUGUAAGGGAUGAUCUGAGGACAGCGGGGAUUACACCGCUUGAGGAAUAUCUUCCAGACUCACCGGACACGAUUGGCAACUGUGCACUGGAUAUUAACUCCGUGCAAAGGGUCACGGAAGUCUGAUCGAUCGACUGUAUGCAUUGCCCGACGACACGCAAAUUAAUCUUAUGCCAGCACGACCGUUCCACGCAGAUGAGUAUGGCCGGAAGACAACCAGUCAUGUCGAGAACAUGGAUUCAAGGCGAAAAUUCGAUUAUCUCGUUUACUACAAUCUGUACGCUUGCGAAAGUUCUUCGAACCUCGUGUGAAAGCUCAAUUGAACGUCGACAUUUGCAAAAGCUCAAAAUAAACCUACCUCGAUACCUGUUUCACAAAGGCGACGAGCAGCGGAUAUCGAUUAUGCUUUAUUUAGAGGAAGAUAUAUUCGCACAUUAUAUUAAAAAGUAAUUAUAAAUUAUGUGUUAUCAAUAAGUAACCAUAAAAAUAUCAAAUGUUUAACUUAAACUGUAACAAUCUUUUGUACUUAGAAAAA